AUGGGACCAGGGUCCAGGCUCAAGAAUUGUACUCACAUUGUCUUGGCUGUUUGUGUUCCCCACCAGAAAGCUACAUCUAGGCUUCUGGACCACCUGAUCAUAAUCUCAUUGGCCUACAUGGACACAGGAAUGAGCCAGAAGAUAACCCUGUCUGGGCCUGAACUGUUGACAUUUUGGGAUGUGGCCAUAGAAUUCUCUCCAGAGGAGUGGGAAUGCCUGGACCCUGUUCAGCGGAAUUUGUAUAGAGAUGUAAUGUUAGAGAACUACAGAAACCUGGCCUCUCUGGGUUUCACUGUUUUUAAGCCGGACCUGGUCACCUUUUUGGAGCACAUGCAAGAGCCCUGGAAUGUGAAGAGAAAGGAGACAGUAGCCAAACAUCCAGAUGCGCAUUCUCAUUACACACAAGGCCUCUUGACAAAGCAUUGUGUAGAAAAUGUAUUCCAAAAAGCGAUACUGAGACAAUAUGGAAGCUGUGAUCUUGAUAAUUUGCACUUAAGAAGCAACUGGAAAAGUCUGGAUAAAGGUAAAAUGCAAAACAAAAGCUAUAAUGCUUAUAUCCAAUGUCCGACAACUAACCUUAAUAAAAAUUUGACUGACAAAGGAGAUGAAGAACAUAGAACAUCUCAAGAAAAACUUCUAUUGAUGUCAGCUGCAUGUACAGAACCGCGGGUUUCUGUAAGCAAACAUCAAUAUCAAUUUAUGAAGUAUACCUUUUGUAAUAAGACUCAGGGGAAAAAAAGAAUAAUUUGCUCUGGAGAAAAGCUUCACAAAUGUAAAGAGUGUGGGAAAUCAUUUGCUCAUGUAUCAAGUCUUAAUGUGCAUAAGAGAGUUCAUACUGGAGAGAAACCUUACAGAUGUAAAGAGUGUGGCAAAGCUUUUGCUCAUUCCUUCAGUGUCAAUGUACAUCAGAGAAUUCAUACUGGAGAGAAACCCUACAAAUGUAAAGAGUGUAGCAAAGCCUUUGCUUAUUCAUUCAGUCUUAAUUUGCAUCAGAGAAUUCAUUCUGGCGAAAAACCUUACAAAUGUAAAGAAUGUGGCAAAGCCUUUAUUCAGUCUUUACACCUUAAACAACAUCAGCGAAUGCAUACUGGAGAAAAACCCUACAGAUGUAAAGAGUGUGGUAAGGCGUUUACUUAUUCCUUCAGUCUCAAAGUGCACCAGAGAAUUCAUACGGAAGAAAAACCCUACAAAUGUAAAGAGUGUGGGAAAUCUUUUACUUAUUCCUUAAGACUCAGUGUACAUCAGGAAAUUCAUACCAGAGAGAAACCCUAUAAAUGUAAAGAGUGUGGGAAAUCUUUUGCUUAUUCCUUACGUCUCAUUGUGCAUCAGAGGAUUCAUACCGGGGAGAAACCCUACAAAUGUAAAGAGUGUGGGAAGUCUUUUGCUUAUUCCUCAAGUCUUAAUGUGCAUCAGAGAAUUCAUACUGGAGAGAAACCCUACAAAUGUAAAGAGUGUGACAAGGCCUUUGCUUAUUCCUUAAGUCUCAAUGUGCAUCAAAGAAUUCAUACUGGAGAGAAACCCUACAAUUGUGAAGAAUGUGGCAAAGCUUUUAGCUUGAUAUCAUACCUCACUAAACAUAAACGAAUUCAUACUGGAGAGAAACCCUACAAGUGUAAAGAAUGUGGCAAAGCCUUUUAUUGUAGUUCAUACCUUAGUAAACAUCAGGUUAUUCACACUGGAGAGAAACUUUACAAAUGCAAAAUAUGUAACAAAUCUUUUACUCGCUCUUCAUAUCUUAAUGUGCAUCAGAGAAUUCAUACUGGAGAGAAACCCCACAAAUGUAAAGAAUGUGGCAAAGCCUUUGCUCAGUCUUUUUACCUUAAACAACAUCAGAGAAUACAUACUGGAGAGAGACCUUACAAAUGUAAAGAGUGUGGCAAAGCCUUUUAUUGUAGUUCAGACCUUACUCAGCAUCAGAAAACUCACACAGGAGAGAAACCUUACAAAUGUAAAGAGUGUGGCAAAUCUUUUGCUCACUCCUCAAGUCUUAAUGGGCAUCAGAGGAUUCAUACUGGAGAGAAGCCCCACAAAUGUAAACAAUGUGGCAAAGCUUUUAUUCAGUCUUCACAGCUUACCCAACAUCAGAGAAUACAUACUGCUGAGAAACCCUACGAAUGUAAAGAAUGUGGUAAAUUCUUUUCUUACUCCUCAAGUCUUAAUGUGCAUCAGAGAAUCCAUACUGGCGAGAAACCCUACAAAUGUCAGCAAUGUGGCAAGGCCUUUUAUUGUGGUUCACACCUUACUAAGCAUCAGAAACUUCAUACUGAAGAUAAAGCCUACAAUUGUAGCUUGUCCCAAAGCCUUUUACUUUAAUUCGGACAUUGGUAAAUGUCAGAAAAUUCAUACUGAAGAAAAUUACCACAGACAUCAAGCAUAUAGUAGAUCAUUUCUUGUGUCUUACUGUGCAUCAGAGAAUUCAUACUGGAGUAAAACCCUACAAGUUUAAAAACUGGGAAAGCCUUUAUUCAGUUUUCACACCUUAAACUUCAGAGAAUGCCUACUGUGAAAAACAAACAAAAAACCCUACAUAUUAAAUCAUUUAAGUGGGGCUCAACCCUUACUUGACAGAAGAUAAUUUGCCCUAGAGAAAUAUAGAUAUAAUAAAUGUGGAAACCAUUUUUCAAAUACAAAAUUCAGAAAUCACUGUAGAAUUUGUAGAUAAACAUUGGACUUGCAAUAACUGUGAGGAUGUAUUUAAUCAAAUCUCAAGCUAAAUUGGUUACUGGAUUUACAUGAGGAAAGACUAAAGUGCAUACACUUUAUUCCACAGGAUAACCUAAAGUCAUUGCAGUUAGAUUUAUUUGCUUAUAUGUUUUAUUGGAGCAAGAACAUUGAUGCUUGGGCAGAUGUAAUUAUGUUCAGUGAAUAUUUUAUUUUUAUUGACAGUAUUGGAGUUUUUAGAAAGGCAAAUAUUGAUAUAUUUCAACUCUCAUCAGUUCAAUGGCUGUGCCUUAAUUUCUAGUGUUUAUAUAAAAUGUGGUCUAUUUUUCUUACAGCAAAGAUAUGAGAGUUUAUUGCAUAUUAGGUGAACAUUAAUACUCAUUUGUUAAUGAAAGAUUAUGACAAAUGUAAAAUACAUGAAGAAAAUCUGAAGAAAAAUGCUCUUUAUUUGAAUUAAAUAAAGGAAUGCAUGCAAGGAUAUGGUAUGUGCUCAGGAUAUUAUUCUAUAUAAAGUAAGAGGAAUACAGGAAUAUUUUA
This is a messenger RNA of Carlito syrichta (Philippine tarsier), 3198 nucleotides long. Its product is annotated as zinc finger protein 595-like. Gene Ontology annotation, biological process: regulation of transcription by RNA polymerase II. The coding region runs from base 1 to 2313 and encodes 770 amino acids. The transcript has 6 exons. Lineage: Eukaryota; Metazoa; Chordata; Mammalia; Primates; Tarsiidae. Gene Ontology annotation, molecular function: DNA-binding transcription factor activity, RNA polymerase II-specific; RNA polymerase II cis-regulatory region sequence-specific DNA binding. The record is from RefSeq and is a predicted model, not a curated record.